AUGCCUUCAUACCUACUGGGACCACCCAGACUCCAAACUUCCUUUUACAUCUCGCGCCUUUGCGCAAAGUAUUCCCUCAGUGUGACGCACCCUUCCUGUGGCCUGGCCAGUCUCACUGUCAUCAGUGGUACUCUUCCUUGUGCUCCUGGUAUCUACAAUGAAGCUUCAGCCCUCUUUUGCAGAGUGGCUGAAGAGUCUGCUGGGAACACCUACUGCCCAUUCUUUAGGACCACCUUGCGGGGGACCCUGUGUUUGGGAGAUGUGGAGCCCUGGAGGUCAGAGUCAGACUCCAGACCAAGUACACAGUAUGACCUGUCUGGGACCAGGGCCGCCCUCCUACUGGCUGUGAUUCAAGACCGGCUUGGGACACAGCAUGAUGUGGCAGCACUCAGGGAGCUGUGCCAGGCUCUGGGCUUCACGGUCAACCUGAGGACAGACCCUACAGCUCAGGCAUUCUGGGAGGAGCUGGUUCAGUUCCGGGAAACACUGGACACUCACAAGGGCCCUGUGAGCUGUGCCCUGGUGGCCCUGAUGGCCCACGGGGGGCCACAGGGGCAGCUGCUGGGGGCUGAUGGGCGAGAAGUACAGCUGGAGAUGCUGGUGCAGGAGCUGAGCUGCUGCCAGGCACUGCGUGGCUGCCCCAAGGUCUUCCUGCUCCAGGCCUGCCGUGGGGGUAAGGGGUCUUGCCUCCAGCCCAACCACCUAUCCUGGCUUUCUGCUGCCAGCCCUUGGCCUCCCACAUUGCCAGCCCACCUUCUCCAGGAAGCCUACACACUGGCCUUUCUCUGCCCCUCUCCAUCCUCCCCAGAAACUUGGAACAGGGACCCUGGUGUGGGGCCAAGAGUUCUCCCAUGGUACAGGCGCUGGCUGCGAGCACCCCCAGCCAUCCCCACCCAGGCAGAUGUUCUCCAGAUUCAUGUUGAUGCCCCAGGUGGGAAAUUGACUCUUGCAGGCAGCCCUCCUUCCACUCCAGGGAGUUCUGGCCAAGCAGACAUCCUUACUGUCUACGCAGCUGCUGAGGGCUGUGUGGCCUAUCGGGACGAAGAAAAGGGCUCAGACUUUGUUCAGACACUGGUAGAGGUCAUCAGAGCCAACCCUGGAGGAGAUCUCAUUGAGCUGCUGACUGAGGUCAACAGGAGGGUAUGUGAGCUGGAUGUGCUGGGACCAGACAGUGAUGAGCUGCGCAAGGCCUGCUUGGAGAUCCGAAGCUCGCUCCGGCGCCGGCUCUGUUUACAGGAUUGACAGCCCUGCUACUUCCGCUCCACCCCCCCUUUCAGCGAUCUGUCAGUGAUGCAGCAUCUUGGGCGUGGGAGUUCAGAUUGUGUGUAAUAAUUAUCUGUUCAC
Messenger RNA from Phodopus roborovskii (desert hamster), 1344 nucleotides. RefSeq lists its product as uncharacterized. The transcript has 8 exons. Gene Ontology annotation, molecular function: cysteine-type endopeptidase activity. The coding region runs from base 1 to 1242 and encodes 413 amino acids. NCBI's taxonomy places the organism in Eukaryota, Metazoa, Chordata, Mammalia, Rodentia, Cricetidae. Gene Ontology annotation, biological process: proteolysis. The record is from RefSeq and is a predicted model, not a curated record.